This is a messenger RNA of Caenorhabditis elegans, 1291 nucleotides long. RefSeq names its product Putative potassium channel regulatory protein sup-10 (gene sup-10). The record is from RefSeq and is marked reviewed. Gene Ontology annotation, cellular component: membrane. NCBI's taxonomy places the organism in Eukaryota, Metazoa, Nematoda, Chromadorea, Rhabditida, Rhabditidae. The transcript has 6 exons. The coding region runs from base 67 to 1065 and encodes 332 amino acids.
AUCUCUCGGCGACGGCGGCGGCUCCAAUCUCUGUCACCCACGCACUUGUCGGAUCAGUUGAGAAAAAUGCGAUACGCGGUUUUUAUAUUUUUAAUAGUGCUUAUCGAUUUGAUAUAUUGUUGGAAUAGCAAACGAUCCUUUUUUAUUCCAGACUUUUUGGGCAGUGGAGAUGGCACACCGAAAUCAAAAACCGAGUCUGUUAUUGAGGAACGAAUGGAAUAUGGUCGGAUGAUCCUUCUCGUUUGUAACAAGACAUGCGCAAAACAUAGAUCGGAUAUUCCACUGUGGCUGAAAGAAUUCAAUCAGAAGAAAGGAUAUCAAGAGCCCGAGACAAUUACUUAUUACUAUCACACUUACCGACAAGCAGUUUCAUUUAUAGAUACAAAUGAAACUGACGUGUUUCCUAAUUUAAUUUACUUUAUUGGUGUAAAGCGCGUAGUUUUCAAUGGAGAUGUUAAUAUAAGAGAAGACGUAAAUGAUUGGAUUGCAUCACUGGACCAAUUAAUUUUACUGGAACCAAGAGUAUAUGAAGACUUGAAUGUAAUUCUCUCUGACACAUCAAACUGCUCCAGCAAAUAUCUCCUACUAGCUGAUAGGCCAAAGUGUCCUCAGCCAUCUUGGUCAAUAGUAGCCAGAAUAGCCCAAGAUCACGGGAUCCAACCGGUCAAAAUCGGCCAUCCAUUAGAUGGAUUGACGCAUGUAUUGCUAUACAAACGGAUGCCCUAUCUCUCUGAAGCAUCGUGUCAUUUAUCAGUUCUCUUGUACGAAAACAGUUAUUCCGACUUUGGUGAUGACAUCAAUCCAUUAGUUGUAUCCGACUGGAUAACAACGUUACUUCCGCUUGAAGAAGGAAGUUGUCCCGCACUUUUUGAGACGUAUUGGCAUCCGAUUGUAGAUGAGCUCACCGAGUUGCAACAAAUCUUCUACUCUGCAGAAUUGGAAAUUUCCGAGAGAAAUAAGCGACCAGCUUUUGUAUUAGUUGGUUUGACCGGUGGAAUUGCAGUGAUCAUACUGGCGUUCAGUAUAUUCUGGGGGCUCAAUGGAUCCGGAUUCAAUAAAGACUGAAACCAUAAAGACAGCUUGAAACUCUAGAAUUAUAUCAAAUAUUUUCUCUAAUGUAGUGCAAAUAACUUGAAAUUAGAAAAAAUUCAAAAUUUAUCGUGCAUGUACAGUAGAGAAAAUAUGAAAAAAAAUUUAUUGUGAGCUUGUGAUAAGAUCUCAUGUAUGUAUUUAGAUAGAUUGGUUUACUUUUUGUUUCAAGUUUUCUGUAUAAAUGUUUUUUGAAUAUGCA